AUGGGCAAUAAGAUUGCACGAACGACACAGGCAUCGGCGUCGGAGUACUAUUUGCACGAUUUGCCGUCGUCGUACAACCUGGUGUUGAAGGAGGUAUUGGGAAGGGGCCGGUUUCUUAAAUCGAUUCAGUGCAAGCACGACGAAGGGCUGGUGCUGGUUAAAGUCUACUUCAAGAGGGGUGAUUUCAUUGAUUUGCAAGAGUACGAGCGAAGACUUGCCCGAAUUCGGGACAUAUUCUCGAACCUUGAUCAUCCUCACGUUUGGCCCUUCCAGUUUUGGCUUGAAACUGAUAAAGCUGCUUAUUUGUUGAGACAAUACUUCUUUAAUAAUCUUCAAGAUCGAUUAAGCACUCGACCUUUUCUUAGUAUAGUGGAAAAGAAAUGGCUAGCUUUUCAGUUGCUUUAUGCAGUGAAACAGAGCCAUGAGCAUGGAGUUUGUCAUGGUGAUAUUAAAUGUGAGAACGUGUUGGUCACAUCCUGGAACUGGCUUUAUCUUGCUGAUUUUGCAUCAUUUAAACCCACAUACAUUCCACAUGAUGAUCCCUCAGAUUUUUCGUUUUUCUUUGACACUGGUGGAAGAAGGCUCUGUUAUCUUGCACCCGAGAGGUUUUAUGAGCAUGGAACUGAGAUGAAAGUGGCACAAGAUGCUCCUUUAAAGCCCUCUAUGGACAUCUUUGCCGUAGGGUGUGUAAUUGCUGAACUUUUUCUUGAAGGUCAACCAUUGUUUGAACUCUCUCAACUCCUUGCAUAUCGAAGAGGGCAAUGUGAUCCUAGCCAACAUCUGGAAAAGAUCCCAGAUUCAGGAAUUCGUGAGAUGAUUCUUCAUAUGAUUCAAUUGGAUCCUGAGUCACGAAACUCUGCGAACAGCUACCUGCAGAACUAUGCAGGUGUUUUGUUUCCAGGUUACUUUUCGCCAUUUCUUCUCAGCUUCUAUUCCUUGUUGAAUCCUCUAAACUCUGAUGCAAGGGUUCUAUUAUGCCAGACCUAUUUCCAAGAAAUACUGAGAAAAAUGAUGGGCAAUCAGCCGAGCAAGGAGAUUGGUUCAGGAUCGGAAUGUUCCUCAAACAGUCGAAGUCAAUUGCUACAGAUGGAUGCAAAACAAAAGUUUAAUCAAGCAGAUGAAUCUCUGAGCCAAGGCGAACAGACAGAGAAGGGUUCAAUUCAUGAUCAAUUUGAUCUUCUUGGUGAUGUCAGUAUCCUGUUCAGAGAUGUAAAACACAACGAGUGCGAUUCCAAUGUAAAGCCAAUGCCAGAUAAUGUAGCUGCUGCUGUAGAUUCCCAAAAUCAGAAGCAAUGUGGUACUCUGUCACCUGGUGAGCUAAUUCAAACUAUCUCUGACAUAUUUAAGCGAAGUCACCUUCCCUUCUUGAAAAAGAUUACCACCACCGAUUUGAGCUCUUUGAUGUCGGAUUAUGACAAUCAGUCGGACACUUUCGGAAUGCCCUUUUUACCAUUGCCUCAGGAUGUUACUAGCUGUGAAGGAAUGGUUCUGAUUGCCUCACUGCUUUGUUCUUGCAUUCGCAAUGCCAAGUUGCCAUUUAUAAGGAGGGGUGCUGUACUACUACUGAAGUCUUGUUCUUUGUAUAUUGAUGAUGAAGAUCGAUUGCAGCGAAUACUUCCUUACGUUAUAGCUCUGCUCUCUGAUCCAUCUGCCAUUGUCCGUUGUGCUGCCUUAGAGACUUUGUGUGACAUUCUUCCUCUAGUCAGAGAUUUUCCUCCCAAGGAAAGUGUAAGAAUAUGUUAUGCCAGCAACAUAUCUAAGCUUGCUCUGACUUCUUAUGGGUUCUUAAUGCACUCUGUAAGCUUGACUGAAGCAGGUGUUCUUAAUGAAACAAAUUUAUACCAGAAGUUAUCAACACCAGACGUCAUGAGUUCUGAACAGCCAAAAUGUCUAACUAUUAAUGCACAGCUUGCACAGUUGAGAAAAUACAUUGCGGAGGUUAUUCAGGAACUCGUGAUGGGUCCAAAGCAAACCCCAAAUAUCAGGAGAGCACUCUUGCAUGAUAUUGACAACCUUUGUUGGUUCUUUGGACAGAGGCAGAGUAAUGACUUUUUGCUACCCAUUCUUCCUGCUUUCCUGAAUGAGCGAGAUGAGCAGCUUAGAGCAGUAUUUUAUGGGCAAAUCAUUUAUGUCUGCUUUUUUGUUGGCCAACGAAGUGUGGAGGAAUAUCUUUUACCUUAUAUUGAGCAGGCACUAAAUGAUACAACUGAGGCUGUGAUUGUCAAUGCAUUAGAUUGCUUGGCCAGGCUGUGCAGAUGUACUUUUCUGCGGAAGAGAAUCCUGCUUGAGAUAAUUGAACGUGUUUCUCCAUUGUUAUGUUAUCCUAGUGAAUGGGUAAGAAAAUCAGCUGUCACCUUUAUUGCAGCUUGCAGUGAGAGCUUAGGUGCAGUGGAUUCUUAUGUUUUUCUGGUUCCAUUUAUACGCCCCUUUCUCCGUAGGCAACCAGCAUCUCUAGCCUCAGAAAAAUCUCUUUCUUCGUGUCUAAAGCCGCCAGUCUCUAGAGAGCUGUAUUAUCAAGUUGUAGAAAAUUCCAGAAGUUCAGACAUGCUGGAGAGACAGAGAAAGAUUUGGUACAAUAACUCAUCAGAGUCUAAACAUUUGGAAGCUGUAAACUUACUCCAGAAGACAGCUAUGGAGUUAGAUCAAAUGAAGUGUUGGUCUGAUGGACUAAAUGAUAAUCAAAGGCACACAUUUAUUAGUAGCACAAUGCAUCAAAUGUGUUUGACAGAUUCUGAAGAUAAUGAGGGUAAGUCGAAAGCUAUUGGAAGCUUAAUAAAAGAUUCCUCAAGUCUGUCAGACACCCAUGAAUUUUUUGCCUCAGAAAAGUUACAUUUCUCCGGUUUUAUGUCGCCACAUAUUAGUUGCACUAACAGCUUUAUAGAUAAAUCACCAGAAGGCAUACCUUUGUACUACUUUAAGGUUGAGAACAAGCAAAAAUCAGACACUGUCCCGGUGGCAUCUGAUUCUUCCCUGCAAUAUAAUUCUCUAGGUUUUAGUUCUUCCUCCUUGCCUUGGAUGGAUCCAAUAAAUAAAUCAUUUUGCUUAUCCAAUUCUGUUCCAGAUCUUAAGCCUGUCUCUGGGUCAAUACAUGUUGGUAAUGGCCCCACACAAAUGCGGAGAGUUGUGCAUGAAGUAGAAGACAGAGAGACUGAUCAAACAGGCUGCAACAAUAACAAAUAUCUUGAAAUGGGGGUGUCGGGUGCAAUGAAAGGCGGUUCUCUCAAAAUGGAAGAUAACUCCACUUCUACUGAAUUGACAGAAUUGUCAUCUUUUGCAUGGCCAUCUACAAUUCAUGAUUCUGGGUGGAAACCUCGUGGGGUGUUGGUCGCACACCUCCAGGAGCACCGCUUUGCUGUCAAUGAUAUUUAUAUGUCACUGGACCAGAACUUUUUUGUCAGCGCGUCUGAAGAUUCUACUGUUAAGAUUUGGGAUUGCAAGAAACUUGAGAAGGACAUCUCAUUUAGGUCAAAGCUAACUUAUUCCUUAGGUGGAAGUCGAGCACUUUGUGUCACCGUGCUUCAAGGUUCUUCUCAAGUUGUUGUUGGAGCAAGUGAUGGGAUGAUACACGUGUUCUCUGUUGAUCACAUCUCUAGAGGGCUAGGCAAUGUUGUGGAGAAGUAUUCAGGUAUUGCUGAUGUGGAAAAGAGUGGUGUUGGAGAAGGUGCUGUACUAAGCCUUGUAAAUUGCAGUUCAGAUAGUGGUACAAGGAAAAUGAUAUUGUACAGCACCCAAAAUGGUGGGAUCAAUCUAUGGGAUACAAGGACGAGUUCAAGUGCUUGGAACAAAAAAGUGUUACCCAAGGAUGGUUAUAUAUCAUCUCUUGUAGCAGACCCUUGUGGGAACUGGUUUGUGUCUGGAUCAUCAAGGGGUGUGCUUAUGCUUUGGGAUCUGAGGUUCUGUAUACUUGUAAACUUGUGGAAAUAUUCCCUUGAGUGCCCUAUUGAGAGAAUGUGCCUUUUUAUUCCUCCUCCUGGUACACCCUUGUCUGCUGCGACAAGGCCACUCGUUUAUGUUGCAGCUGGUUGUAAUGAAGUAUCUCUUUGGAAUGCAGAAAACGGGAGUUGUCACCAGGUAUUUAGGGCGGCAAACAAUGACUGUGAUGCUGAAUAUUCUGAGUCACCUUGGGCCUUGGCCAGAACAUCUAGUAAGACAAAUAAUAAACUGGACGUAAAGAGAGAUUUAAAUUCAGAAUACAAGAUUGAUGAGCUAAGUAGACCUUCCUCACGUCUUCCUGGUGUCCGUGCAUUGCUUCCACUGCCCAGUGGAGAUCUGUUAACGGGGGGUACUGACUUGAAGAUACGUAGGUGGGACCAUUGCAGCCCCAACCAGACUUACUGUGUGUGUGGACCAUCCAUAGAAGGAGAUGGAAAUGAUGAUAUUUAUGAGACAAAAUCUAGCUUUGGAGUGCAAGUUGUGCAGGAAAUGAGAAGACAACCUUUAGCGACCAGGUUGACUAGAAAAGCAAUUCUUGCAGCUGCCGUCGCAGAUUCUGCAGGAUGUCACCGCGAUUCUAUACUAUCUUUGGCUUCCGUGAAAUUGAACCAAAGACUUCUAAUAUCAAGCGGUAGAGAUGGAGUCAUAAAGGUUUGGAAGUAA
Messenger RNA from Fraxinus pennsylvanica, 4596 nucleotides. NCBI's taxonomy places the organism in Eukaryota, Viridiplantae, Streptophyta, Magnoliopsida, Lamiales, Oleaceae. The record is from the annotation of a GenBank genome assembly.